AUGGGUUUCUUGGCAGAAAGAAGUCGAAAAAUAGGUCGGCGCGCAGGCGGGGCCGGGCUAAACGUCCAAGGUUCUCCGCACUCCGCCCCUUGGUCCUGCAAGCCCAACCCGGCAGGGUCCAGCUUCCCAGCGCGCUCGAACAGCCACCUGGACCCGUUCCUGCUCCAGCAUCUGGCGCCCGAGGUCUACAACGCCAGCCGCGUCUAGGAACCAUAUGUGUUGUCCGACUCUGAGAAUCACUCAUUAAAGUACUUGGUCCUCUGUUACCAGCUCAUCUACCUGACCGAGACCUCACCCAAGUCCAAGUGGCAGGCCGUGGUGCUGCAGGAGGUUGUGGCCAUUGAUCUGAUUGAUGGUUACCCAGAAUUUUUGAGUCCACAAGAUAGAGAAACUAACCAACACAUUCAUAUAGUCUAUUCACCUCUUUUGAAAAAGAGCGAAAAAUCAAAAGUUCCCAGGAAAUUUUUGUUACCAUUUCAUCACACCAAUGCUAACAACGAAAAAGUCAAGGAAAAGAACAGUGGCUCUUUCUUUUGGAGAGGCAACGAGCCUAAAAGUCUGGAUGAAUCCUCUCUCAGGAAGCACCAACAGAGCAGCACACUGUACGGUUCAACUCUCUGUCCUCCUUCAGACCUAUCCGUUCUGCAACGUGCCUUUCGACCCCUAGCCGCCCCCUCCAGGAGGAGCUGUCUGUCCACAACCGCCACAGGCAAGGCUGUCAGAGUGCCAUCUUGCAACACAAAAGAACCCCAGGGACUUUCAGAUCACAAAGACUCUCUAAGUGAUCCUUUCAAGUGCAAUGGGAACGGAAACGAGUUUUACUUAGGAAAUUCCUCCCUGGCCUCCCCUUUACAAAGCAAACCAAACCUAGAGAAGAAAGAAUCAAAAUUUCAUUUGUACAUUAUUUCCACAACGUCAUCAAUAUUUCUGUACUUAAAAAGUUCAUGGAACAAUUAUAUUAUAAAAGCUACUCUUUUACAAGACCCCCUAUAUGUUAGUGAGCUCAGUCCUGCCGCUGGCACUCAAUCCACUGAGCCACACCAAUUUGAGGAGAAAAUUAACCAUUUCAGUCAACUUAAAUCUGAACUUUUUCUUAAAGACAAUACAUUAAGGAAGAUACUUUAUUUAAUUAUGGAACUUAAAGUAGCAGCCCAGAAAAACUUUAUUUUGGAGAGGCUUUUCUGGAAAACCAGUGACCUUUUCUAUUUCCUAGUGAACAAACUUCACGAGUACUUGCCAGAGUCUAGGGAUAAGAAUGUACUUCAGAAUAAAAGCCAAAGAGCUGAUGAGCUGGUGGAGUGCACUGAAAUCAUACAGACUCUGGGACUGAUGUUCAGAGAAACCAAAACUGAGUCAUCACAUCUGAACACAUUGGCAGCUAAGUAAGGAACACUAAUUAAUCUCUUGGUAAUAUUAAUUAGCAAGCCUCAGAUUCCAAAAUCUUGUCCUAUCCAGUUGGUGGUUGAGUCUUUAGUUGAGAUAUCUUUGGAUGUUGAGGGGCUGGGUACAGCUACUUUUGCGGCUGGUGUUGUGAAGCAAGUGGUGAAGGGGCUUUCAGCUUCAUUUCAGCUGUUAAGUCCCAGCCAAGCAGUUCUGUUGUACCAGCAGUUUUACAUCCUCAAGAGUCGCCUGCAGUACAGCAAGACUUCAGCUGAGUAUAUUAGGAGAAAUGACAGAGAAGAAUUCAGGUACUGUAUUCACAUGCCAGCCUUGGGAAAAAGGCUCCCACUGGGUUAUCCUAUUACCCAGCCUACCACUCAACUUUUUCAUGAAGUUCUGAAAUUGGUUGAACAGAAACAACGUGUGAAAUGUUAAAAAUUCAGUAUAAAAUGUUAAUCAAAAGUCAACUUAAUA
Molecule: messenger RNA, 1854 nt
Organism: Phyllostomus hastatus (greater spear-nosed bat)
Lineage: Eukaryota; Metazoa; Chordata; Mammalia; Chiroptera; Phyllostomidae
Gene: CUNH12orf56
Product: chromosome unknown C12orf56 homolog
Source: RefSeq, a predicted model, not a curated record